AAACAGUAACUAUCAGGAUUUAGCGCAGUGCUGUGUGCAUGUCCAGCCUUUAACGCUCGGCUGGUUUGCAGAAAGGGGGGCAGGGACGACUACGAGCGGGCACCAGCAGCGCCACGCGUGGAGGGAGAAGCGCCUCACUGAGCGACCUCACUACUUGUUAAGGAUCCCAUUGUCGCCGUCAUGGCGGCGCUAUCCGGCGGAGAGAUGUGCAUCAAGUACCUAAUGUUCGCCUUCAACCUGGUCUUCUGGCUCGCAGGCACUGCCGUCUUUGCCAUCGGCCUGUGGUUGAGAUUAGACCCCAAGACCAAAGGCCUUUUUGAAGGACCAGAUUCUCCGUACGUGUUUUACACCGGUGUGUACAUCCUGAUCGGAGCUGGGGCACUGAUGAUGGUCGUAGGAUUUCUUGGAUGUUGCGGUGCCAUCCAAGAGUCUCCCUGUAUGCUGGGACUGUUUUUCUUCUUCCUGCUGAUCAUUUUUGCCAUUGAAGUCGCUGCCGGCAUCUGGGGAUUUUCCAACCAGGGCAAGGUGGUCGAUGACAUAACCACAUUCUACGUGCAGACCUUCAACAACUACAAGGAAACAAAUGAUGAACGACUCAAAGAGACUCUGCGCGUGAUUCAAACUGGCCUAAACUGUUGCGGUCCAACCGGCACACUGUUGGAUGCUGCCAAGGACACCUGUCCUUCAGGGGAGCUUCUUGAGGAGCUCAUCACCAAGAGCUGCCCUGAUGCCAUUGAUGAGGUGUUUGACUCCAAGCUGCACAUCAUUGGAGGAGUGGGCAUCACUAUAGGGGUCAUUAUGGUGUUUGGGAUGAUUUUUAGCAUGCUCCUGUGCUGCGCCAUCAGGAAAUCUCGAGAGGUGGUGUGACCGCUGCCAAAGCAUUGUGACGUCCUCGUUAAUGUUGCAUGAUGUCAUUCUUAGAGUCACGUGACUCCCCACUGCCAAUAGAAACACCGCUUGUUCAUUGUGGGGGGAAAUCGUAACCUCCAUUUACAUAGUUGUCAGGCCCAGCCCAGAAUGGGUGUCAUCUGUGCUUGAGUGAAAAAUGUAGCACAUUGAGAUCAUACGAAUGAAUUUAGUGUUUGUCCAAAUGACCUUAACUGAAGAUUGGCUUAUUAUUUAUCGAUCACUUCUCUCACCUAUUGGCAAAAGGAGAUAUGGAUCCCAGCCAAAUAAGUCUACUGCCUCUUCGGCAGGCUGGAUCAGCUGCCAAAUGAAUACUUGAAUUCAUUUGAAUGAGAGUAACAGGAUGCUGACCUAUGUACUAUUUUUCUGGUUAAGAAUCAAGUGGUACCCUUUGUGGCAUUUUGUUGGAUCACCUCUUUCUAAAUGCCCAUUUGUGUCAUUUUUUUCAGUCCUCUAUGUAUGCACAUAUGAAAUGUUAUGUAUUUUCAAAUUACCUUUUCAUUUUAUUGAUUUACACCACACAAACAGAUGAUUCAAGAGUCAAAUAAACCAAAAUGGAGAGCUUCA
This is a messenger RNA of Syngnathoides biaculeatus (alligator pipefish), 1473 nucleotides long. RefSeq names its product CD9 molecule a (gene cd9a). The coding region runs from base 181 to 867 and encodes 228 amino acids. The record is from RefSeq and is a predicted model, not a curated record. The transcript has 8 exons. Lineage: Eukaryota; Metazoa; Chordata; Actinopteri; Syngnathiformes; Syngnathidae. Gene Ontology annotation, cellular component: membrane.